GGAAAGCGCAUUCAUAACAAGCCCGCAACCCCGGAGGCCAACACUGGUACGGAGCAGUAGCAAUUUUCCAUCUGAGGAUGUGGAAGUUAAUGCAUCCUUUUAAUAGUUAAGCAUAUUAGUUGGUCGCCCAGUUCGUUCCAAGUCGUACCCACCAGAAAUAGCUGUGAGAUGGCCAUCAGCUUCAGAGCACUGAAGGGCUGCCUGAGCAAUGUCAUGGGGACCGUGAAGACCGGCAAUUUUCGGUCCCAUACCGGCCUGCUGACCCUGAACAGCGCAACGCCAUGCAACUGCUAUAUAACCCUAACCCCAGGCCACAGAGCGAAGGCGCUGACGAAGGAACCCGCUUCGACUCUGCACCCGACACCGUGCCCCACGCUCCAGAGCGUUUGCCGCAGUUCGAGCGUGUGCCUGCCCCAAGUUCGCACUGACGCUCCCGCGAAUGACGUCGCCUUCGCGCCCGAGUUGGUCGAGUAUCUCGGCUGCCCCGUGGACGUCACCAGCGGCGCCGUCCCGUCGGACCAUGACCGUUUGCCUUUCCUCGAGCUGCGUGGCGAGCAUGACGACGUCGGGGACGGAGCGAGCAUCUCGCCCACCACCGCGGUCCUGUCGGGCUACCUGGACGCCCAGCCGUAUCAGGUGUACUGUUUCGACGUGGACCGGCAGAUGGCCGCACGGAUGGUCCUGUCGGACUACGAGCGGGAGGUGCUCCAGUUCUCGGGCACGCCGGCGGCCCAGGCGGACGAGGGGCCCAGGGACCACCCCGGGAGGGCCUCCGAGGAGCAGCUCCAGAGGUUGCAGACGGCGCUCGCCGAAACCCUGCCCAAGUUCUUCACGGAGCCCCACAACUACUCCCUGUACCACAAGGGCAUCGUGUUCAGGAACAACAUCCGUGGCGUCACCACCCAGGGCCUGCCCGGCUACGUGCAGCAGCUGGCCCUGGUGCGGAUGCUGGGCCACCUGCGCUACGCCCACGUCAAGCUCGAGGUGCUCAAGAUGACCGUCCACCGGGAGGACAGCACGGUGCGCAUUCGCUGGCGCAUCGUGGGCCUCUCGGGCCUCCGGGUGCUCUUCAUGUUCUGGAAGUUCAGGAUCUGGGAGUGGAAGAAGAUGAUGUCCCGGGAGGCUGAGUGGACGGACGGCUUUUCCGUGAUGAAGGUCGGUGCAGAUGGCCUCAUUCACGAACACACCUGUGACAAGAUCAUGCCGGACGACGACCUCGAGAAGGUCCUCAAGCCUUCCAACGUGGCCGUAAAGCUGGCCCUGCUACUCGGCCUGACGCCGCAGUCCAUCAGCUUCGGAUCUUCGGCCAUGGCUUCGAGCGAGGACGGCCUCCUCUAGUGGCAGACGGCGGCGGCUAGUCACGACACACGCAUACGUCCUCCAGCAAACUUAGGGCCCUCCCCCUUCUAGGCUGUGUACAUACGUCGAAGGAGUCUGCAAGUGCAAGGACCUGGACGAAAGCCCCGGAACCGAAGUUGGCGAGUCACGGUACCGGCUUCCUCGGUUGGCACCCGCUUCCACCGGCUCGUUUCGCCGUCGUACCGCCGCUCUUGGUGGGUGGUGCAGGAAGCUCGAGAAGGCGGCUCUCAACGGCGUGGUUUCCGCGCAAAAACCCCCGCAGUUUUUUUUAAAGGUUCACUUUGUGCCGGAGAGUUCCGCGAGGUGGCACGAGACUUGCCAUCAGUUCAGAAUGGUGCAGUGGCUAAUGUAAACAAAACAUUUUUUUCAAAAUGGUAUUGCCUGCAGGAAAAUGGUAGAGUUUGGUCUAAAUAGACUUAUUUCUAAUUGCCCACGCAUCAAAGAGAAUGUUGGGAACGUCGGUCUAUGCACCACACGCGUUCGCCUUCCCCGUAUAAAAGAUUCGAAGUAAAUGACCGAAAUAAGGCACCGACGAAGUGCGUGCAACAUGUCAUUUGUUUUAAGCUCUUGAACAGUUACUGCUGCGCACGGCAGCACAUGCGGCGCGUGUAACUACACCCGCAGCAUGCUUCUUGGUAGUUGGGGCAAUUUAGCAAAAGGUCUACGUAUUUAGCCACUUGUAGUAUGUAUAUACUAUACAAAACAAAAUUGGGGCGGGAAUGCGAGAGAUGAAAUGACUAGUUUUCCACGAGCAAGAAAUGUCGGUGUGGAUUAGAACAGUUGCGCGUUUCUGCACCUUGUUUAACAUUUGUUGCUGGCAGAGGGAAGUUCUUUUGUUUUCGGGCUGUAAAUUAACUUUUUCUUUCCAAAGGUCUACCAAACUGAAUUUACUUUGCUCGAUUGGCAGCAGUUGGCUUGCUCUAGCCGAGCGUAACCUUUUGAAACUGGUGAAGGGCCCAAUCGUAGAUUGGGUAGAGCAGAUGUACAUAGAAUUGCUAAAGCGGCAAAAAUUAAAGUUUGCUCGUUAAAUGCGCAGAAAGCGGUUUACAUUCUUUUGGCUCGAAGUUGACAAUUUCAUUUCUAGGCUGCGAUGCUUUUGAUAGAUGUUCUCAAAGAAAGGUUAGGUAAUAUGCGAGGACAACUGACGACGCUCUUCAUCAAAUAAUUGUGUAUGUCAAAGGAUUAAGCUGAUGUCAUACAUGGGUCGGAGCUCAGUUGGGAAGGCUACACGUGUGUGCGCCGGAUGUUUAACAAUCCCCAGAACAUGUCGGCAAUUGCUUCUUAAGCCGGUAUGUAGCAUCCUUCCCCAAAUAUAUGAACCUAACAUAUUGCUCCAAGCACAUUACUAAAGUUUGCAAAAACCUGGCAAUAUUCGGCGAUUUCGAUAUGCAGUGUUUCCGUGAGCCAUUAGAGAACGUCUGGCAAGCAGUGGCACCUGCAUUGGUCAACGUGAAACUAUGUACACCUGAAACUGAAGCCUGCACACUUACUUAGAAGCCAGAUGAAUUGAAAGCUUGCAUUUGUACGACCUUGUUCCAACCUUUUAUAAAAAGUUUACGACAA
This is a messenger RNA of Ixodes scapularis (black-legged tick), 2922 nucleotides long. RefSeq lists its product as uncharacterized. The coding region runs from base 169 to 1338 and encodes 389 amino acids. NCBI's taxonomy places the organism in Eukaryota, Metazoa, Arthropoda, Arachnida, Ixodida, Ixodidae. The transcript has 6 exons. The record is from RefSeq and is a predicted model, not a curated record.